AGUGCUCACAAGCCACCAGCCAGGGGCUAUAAAGGGCACUGCGAGGGGAGCCAGCACAGCCGCCCGGACGCCCGGUGACCUGUGGAGACCGUGAGCUCAGAGCCCUGGAGAUGAAGGCCCUGCUCCUGACGGCCGUGCUCGGCCUGGUCGCUGCCCUGUCCUUGGCCCAGGAGGAGCAAGACUUUUCAGGGACCUGGUAUGUGAAGGCCGUGGUGAUGGGCAGGGACAUGCCAGAGGAGAUGAGGUCCAAGCAGAUGUCCCCUGUGAGAGUGACAGCCCUGGAAGGUGGAGACCUGGAAGUCACAAUCACCUUCGUAAAGAACAAUCAGUGCGUCCAGAAGAAGGUCCUGAUGCAGAAAACCGACGAGCCCGGCAAAUUCCGCACCUAUGACGGCAAGAAGCUGCUCUACGCGCAGGAGCUGCCGGGGACGGGCCACUUCGUGUUCUACUGUGACAACCGGCACCAGGGGAAGCUGUUCCACAUGGCACGGCUCUUGGGUAGAGAUUCCGCUACGAACGUAGAGGCCUUGGAAGAGUUCAAGAGAUUCGUGCAGGGCAAGGGGUUCCUGGAGGAGGACAUCUUCACGCCUGCACAGACGGAAAACUGCAUUCCUGAACGACACUAGGCAGCCCCUGGGCCUGCACCACUGGAGCCCACCCCGCUGCCUGACAGAGCCCCCCGCCCGCUGGACCUGCCCCUCCACCACCACCC
Molecule: messenger RNA, 712 nt
Organism: Microcebus murinus (gray mouse lemur)
Lineage: Eukaryota; Metazoa; Chordata; Mammalia; Primates; Cheirogaleidae
Source: RefSeq, a predicted model, not a curated record